AUGGCCCACACAGCGAUGUCAAUGGGUUUGACCAUGGUCCUGGUGACCAUGCUUUGGGCGGGAGCCAUGGCUCAAUCAGAUUGUACAAAUGUUUUAAUCAGCAUGUCACCGUGCCUAAAUUACAUUACAGGGAACUCCUCAACUCCAUCCUCACAAUGCUGCACUCAGCUAGCUAGUGUUGUUCGCUCAUCACCCCAGUGCUUGUGCCAGGUUCUUAAUGGCGGUGGCUCAUCACUAGGGAUCGAGGUCAACAAAACUCAGGCUAUAGCCUUACCUGGUGCUUGCAAUGUGCAAACUCCACCUAUCAGCAGCUGCAAUGGUGCCUCUCCAGCUGCCUCACCUGCGGGAACACCAGAAGCUUCAAGCACCCCUUCAGGAACGGCAUCCAAAACUGUACCAUCAACACAAACAGAUGGAACAUCAGGUGGAAGCUCCUUGGAUUUCUCAAUCUCUUUACUGUUCUUCCUUCUCUUUGCCGCUUCAUAUGGUUCAACCUUCACAGUGAUUUUCUGAUCAGCCAGCCAGUCAACACUUACACUAUACUUUACACAUUGCAUAUCCUUGGUCAUUGAUGUAUGAUAUAAUAUAUUACCGAGAGCGUCGGUUGAGGGUGCAUGUAUUGUUUACUUUUUUUGCGACCUCAUCAAAGGUUGGUGUAGUUUUGUAUUACUGAAGAGACGUUUGCUCUCUUCCCUUCCUAAUAAGACAUAUUUAUGAUCUAUCAUAAA
This is a messenger RNA of Populus trichocarpa (black cottonwood), 728 nucleotides long. Its product is annotated as non-specific lipid transfer protein GPI-anchored 5. Gene Ontology annotation, biological process: lipid transport. Gene Ontology annotation, molecular function: lipid binding. The transcript is spliced from 3 exons. Bases 1 to 513 code for a protein of 170 amino acids. The record is from RefSeq and is a predicted model, not a curated record. Lineage: Eukaryota; Viridiplantae; Streptophyta; Magnoliopsida; Malpighiales; Salicaceae.